UUUACAUAUCCAUAUUCAUAUUCAUAUUUGCAACACCUUCCACCAUUCCGCUGAUCGCUCUCCAUCACACCCACCCCUCACAUCCGGCUGCAAAAGCAAACCCAACGCAUAGCCCCGCUAACAACCAACCAACCAUUCAACGGCGUAAACAACGCUAGCAUCAUCGACCCAGAAGGAAGAGAGAGAGAGAAAGAGCAAAGCAAAGUAAAGAAUUGACUGGAUUUGCAGCAGUGGAAGAGCGGCAGUGGCACAAACCCUCUUUUCACCCCCUCCCCCAGAGAAAAAGAAAAAGCAAAAACCGAAGCAACAAACACUCAUUUCAAUAAGGAGUAUCGUUGCACUGCACCAGCCUCUUCCGCCCUCCCUCUCGCAUUUUGCGUUUUAUCAUCGUACAUGGUAGCCAUACCAUCCACCUCACACCCUUCAGAUGGGUCGCCGCCAGAUCCCUCGAGCCAGGACGCUCCACAUCAGAGACAACAGGGUCCCUUCCAUCGUCGACCACGUUUCCUACGGUCGAUUACCUCUCCUAUACCUGCACUCAGAGAAGCCUUCUCAUUCGACUCGGAUUCAUCAACAUCAUCAUCAUCAGUCGGCACCAUCAAGGACCACCAUCACCACCCCUCUUUCAUGGCAUCAAUAGCUGAAUCUGCAACAACAAUAGGUCCACCGGACACAUCUCAGGAACAGACCUUACAGGCUUUAACCCGCCCCAGAGUUCAUCCAGUUCAGCAGGAUCGGCAGCCAAAUGGUGAUGGCCAACAACGGUCGCACUCGACACCGUCUGUACCCCCUCCGUAUAUGGCCCAGACAAGCGCAUCCUCGUCAUCCAAGCCGUCAUCGAGUCAACAGCAGCCCAGGAGUUCUAUCACGGAGUCGCUCAAGGAACACCGGUGGUCCAAGGGUCUAAAGUUCAAUUGGAUGCCAGGGUUCGGGAGUAGUGGUCGCAAGAGUCCUGGAUUGGAGAGAUGUUCACAAUCCUCAUCGUCGAUAUCCUCGAGUUUCAUUAGUGCUGAAUGAAUUUGCUGCCAAGGAAAGAAGAGGAAGAGAAGGACGAACGAAUACCAUCGCAUCCAUACUCCCAUUCAUCCAUCGCAUCCAUUUCGUUCCGCUCCUCCUCCUCC
Molecule: messenger RNA, 1121 nt
Organism: Gamsiella multidivaricata
Lineage: Eukaryota; Fungi; Mortierellomycota; Mortierellomycetes; Mortierellales; Mortierellaceae
Exons: 2
Coding region: 394-1017 (207 amino acids)
Source: RefSeq, a predicted model, not a curated record